AUGGCCCCACUGGCACCCAUCCUGCGAACAGCCGUCUGGGCCGUCAUUGCGCCGCUCAUACUCUACAUUACCUUGCUCGGCUUGGCAACGAUACCUUCCGUACAACGACACGCAUUGUAUGCACACAAAAUCAACACAUUGUGGUUCCGUGACAUAAACGAACCCGAGCUUUUCGGGUUCGCCACUGGACAAGUAACGCCUUUCUUUCUCAAGACUCCCGAUGAGGUGGAACUGUAUGCGUGGCACAUUGCCCCUCUUCCGCUCUAUCUCCAAAACGAGGAGGCUUUGUCGACGCAAAAGCCGGGUGUGUCCGAAGACAUCACCGCCACAGAGUCUUUCCGCGUGCUCAAAGAGGACCCCAAAGCUCGCGUUGUUGUCUAUCGUGACAUCGCCCAGGGCCACAGGCCAGACAGCUACCACACACUCACAGACACCUCGUCCUAUCACGUUCUGACGAUCGACUACAGAGGCUUCGGCCAUUCAACGGGUGCACCCUCUGAACCCGGUCUCAUCCAGGAUGCGGCUACCCUGAUCGAUUGGGUCAUCAACGUUGCGGGGAUCUCUGCCGACCGCAUCGUCAUCCUCGGACAGAGCCUCGGCACGGCAGUAGCCAGCGGCGUCGCCGAGCGCUAUGCCUCCGAAGGCGUCGAGUUUGCCGGUGUCGUGCUCGUUGCUGGCUUCAGCUCGCUCCCCAAGAUGCUGCGCGGCUACCGCGCCGCUGGCGUCCUACAUCUCUUGGGACCCCUCAACGCGUGGCCGUGGCUGCUGGACUGGGUGGAGAGGAACGUCAUCUGGGAAAAGUGGCACACCGUCGCGCGUCUGGAGCGUCUGGUGCAUUUGGCCAAGACGAGGUUGCGCCUGAUCAUCAUCGCUGCCGCCGACGAUGCUGAUAUUCCUCCCGAGGAAAGCAACCGGCUGUUUCGCGUCGCGGCGAAUGCGACUGCCAAGGGUGAACUUGACCCGGAUCUGUUCGCCUCGUGGAAAGAUGAGAGGACGGUGCGCACUCGACAGGAUGCCUUUGUCACAACGGUCAAGGCUGAGCCGAACAUUAUCAUUCGGCAGGAGCUCUUCCCGUAUGGAGGUCAUAAUGACAUUAUGGGCUCUGCGCCAGUCGCCCUCGCAGUCAUGAGGUGCUUUGACUUGGGAGGAGUCAAGAAGUAG
This is a messenger RNA of Verticillium dahliae VdLs.17, 1161 nucleotides long. RefSeq lists its product as uncharacterized. Lineage: Eukaryota; Fungi; Ascomycota; Sordariomycetes; Glomerellales; Plectosphaerellaceae. The coding region runs from base 1 to 1161 and encodes 386 amino acids. The record is from RefSeq and is a predicted model, not a curated record. The transcript is spliced from 6 exons.